Messenger RNA from Peniophora sp. CBMAI 1063, 576 nucleotides. The record is from the annotation of a GenBank genome assembly. NCBI's taxonomy places the organism in Eukaryota, Fungi, Basidiomycota, Agaricomycetes, Russulales, Peniophoraceae.
AUGAAUGGCGACGGCAAGUCGCAGGCAGACUGGACAAAGAGUCUCGUGCAACUCGCGCGCAACGCAGAACUCAAGAAAAAUGCUUUAGCACUUCAAAUCCAUACAGCGCAUAUCUUAGCCGCUCACGCGUCACUGGAUGCUAAAGAGCAGGAGAUCCAAGACGUAAAAGAGCAGAAGAACAAACUGGAUAGUGAGCGCGCACGGCUGCUGGCAUGCUUGGUCGAGGUCAACGCAGACCGGGACAAGAUGGAUAUGAAGGCCCUGCAGAUCGAGGACGAGUGCUCUGAGCUUCGUAAACGCAUCGACACGAUCAAGGAUGGCGAGUACAUUGCAGCGAAGACCGACGUCGACAAACUACGCGAGGAGCUCGGCCACCCGCCUUUACAAUCUCUGCAGUCUCUACUGGACGAGAAGUCCCAACAAUACCUACAGGAGCGUCUAGCCGAAAGCGCCGCGAAACGAACCGCCGAUGAGGCCUCGCUCAACGGUGCGCCAUCCGCGAAACGCCGUGGUCGCCCUAAAGGCAGCAGGAAUAAGAAACUCGGCGAGGGCGAGCCGUCAUCAGCUAACUCGUAA